Molecule: messenger RNA, 423 nt
Organism: Emiliania huxleyi CCMP1516
Lineage: Eukaryota; Haptophyta; Isochrysidales; Noelaerhabdaceae
Exons: 2
Coding region: 1-423 (140 amino acids)
Source: RefSeq, a predicted model, not a curated record
AUGUCUCCCGCCCUCUGCGCGCCCAACGCGCAGCGGCGGCAGACCACCCUCCGGUUCGAGGGGCGCCUGGGGCUGAGCGGGCUGCCUCCGCCAGAGUUUGGCUCGCCCACCGGCGGGCUGUCACCCUGCCACGGGUCGCAAGCCCUCUGCCGGCCGGAGCGCAGGCUGCGCGGGCUUCCAGCAAUUGGUCCCUUGGCAAGCGCGAAUCGGUCCCCCUGGCUCCAGGAACUGAUCCGGCACUACACCCGGAUCUAUUGCUGUUUACCUCAUCUUAAGGGCAUCAGAAGGGACCAAGAGGAGUCCAGUCUGAGCCAUAGAGCCAAUGUCUUCGCCCUCGAGGGUCGCGUUCAAAUGCCCGGAACGGACGUCACAGUGGUGUCCGGCCGGCGCGAUCACCGAGCUGUGACGCUCAGGGAAGCCUGA